GUCACGCAAACUUGUGGUACACAAUGUGUUUAUGUACAGAAAUGUAUCUGAAAUACUCUCGUCCACAUAUAAGCGUGCACAACGCACGUUCGUGGUCAAUAGUUUUCGUGAUACGAUUGUGAAUAGUGACAAUGUUCUCUGUGAAAUUACUUCUGCUGUUGAGCUUGUCGGCUGUGUCGUUGGGCCAGCGGCUCUCUGACGGUGAAAGCUCAAGGAGUUCAGGAGGUUACGGUAUCUACCGUCCCGGUUAUAAUAAUUACCCCGGCUACGGUGGUUACCCUGGAUAUGGAGGUUACCCCGGUCAAUAUCCAGGUGCAGGGGGCGGUUAUAACGGAUAUCCGGGAGGAUAUGGCGGUUCUGGACAGGGAUAUCCCGGUUAUGGUGGAGGAUAUAACGGCUAUCCGGGUUAUGGUGGAUACGGGCAAGGAUAUCCGGGUUACGGGGGUUACCGUCCUAGCAGACCCGGCUACCCGGGAUUCUCUGGUUACUCCGGCUACCAGCCCGGGUACAACAGACCCGGUUACGCGGGUAACAUUUUCGGCGGCUUCGGAGAUAGUUUCGGUGAUUUCUCAUUGGGACGCAGAGCGAGUGAAGUGAAAAGGAACAGCGGAUCACAAUCAUAGAUAUAGAAUGUUUGUACUAAUAGUGUUUUUAUAGUAAGAGCUUUAAUAUUUGUAAAUGAUAAAGAAAUAAAACUCAUUAAGAUAAUAAUAA
This is a messenger RNA of Danaus plexippus (monarch butterfly), 714 nucleotides long. Its product is annotated as prisilkin-39-like. The transcript is spliced from 5 exons. NCBI's taxonomy places the organism in Eukaryota, Metazoa, Arthropoda, Insecta, Lepidoptera, Nymphalidae. The record is from RefSeq and is a predicted model, not a curated record. The coding region runs from base 132 to 623 and encodes 163 amino acids.